This is a messenger RNA of Mangifera indica (mango), 753 nucleotides long. RefSeq names its product 16 kDa phloem protein 1. NCBI's taxonomy places the organism in Eukaryota, Viridiplantae, Streptophyta, Magnoliopsida, Sapindales, Anacardiaceae. The transcript has 5 exons. The record is from RefSeq and is a predicted model, not a curated record. The coding region runs from base 32 to 556 and encodes 174 amino acids.
UUUUAUCACUUCACCCACAGCCACAUGAACCAUGCUGUACUCACUUGAAAAAAAUUAUCAUCAUUUUAUUUUCACCAGAGAGAGAGAGAGAAUGGCUACUGGGUUACUGGAGGUUCAUCUUGUUAAUGCUAAAGGCCUUACUGACACCGAUUUCUUAGGUAAUAUUGAUCCUUAUGUUGUGAUGCAAUACAAAGGCCAAGAGCGCAAAAGUAGCGUGGCCCAAGGACAGGGCGGUAUUCCUACCUGGAACGAAAAAUUUACAUUCAGGGUGGAGUAUCCAGGAGGUGGUGGCCAGUACAAGCUCAUUCUUAAAAUUAUGGACAAGGACACCUUCAGUCCCGAUGAUUUCCUUGGUGAAGCCACAAUCUACAUGGAGGAUUUUUUGUCCAUAGGAAUGGAAAAUGGAAGUGCCGAAUUACAUCCUCGCAAAUAUAACGUAGUUCAAGCUGAUGGAACUUAUUGUGGAGAGAUUCAAGUCGGUCUCACUUUGACCCGCCAGUAUGAGCAGGCAACUGAAAGGGACUUUGGAGGCUGGAAAGAAAGUGAUGUGUCAUAAGACUCUGAUUGCUCCAAUGAAUGAGUUUAGUUAAAUUGUGUAAAAUUUGAAGGAGGAUGUGCAACUCUUGUUAGGACUCCAGAAUUGUUCAUUUGCUCAUAUGAUGUGGUGUGCUAUCAAAUUUCUUUAAUUUCGGGUAAUAGGAUUUACCUACCUUCAAUUCGCCAAAAUAAUUAUAUUAAAAAGUAUUAAACUUA